AUGCGUAUUCGCCUACAGCCUCGCAGGAGACCACAAUGUAAGCGACCCCCAGGUAAGCUGAAUAUUGCCUUGUUGUCAUUGCCUGCUCACCAUCUCCAUUUCUGCAAUGAACUAACUCAAUGACUAGACAAUCUUCCCAUCGCUGCCCCUGCCGCCGACGCCGCCGCUGAUGAGAACGCCUGCAUAAAGAACCGCUGGUGUCAACUGCGAGACACGGUCCAGUCGACGGCGCUAGCCGUCCUCGGUCACGCUCGCCUCCAACACCAGGACUGGUUCGACGACAACGACGCCAAGAAGAACCGCCUACACAAAGCCUACGUAGACCACCCAACUGAGGACAACAAAGCUGCUUUCUACCGCAGUUGCCGCCACCUUCAGCAACGGCUGUGUGAGAUGCAGGACGCCUGGACUGCUCGCAAAGCUGAGGAGAUCCAAGGGUACGCGGACCGGAACGAAUGGAAGAACUUCUUCUCUGCGAUCAAAGCUGUCUACGGUCCGCCGACAAAGGGCACUGCUCCUCUCCUCAGCGCCGACGGGAACACUCUCCUGACUGAGAAGACGCAAAUCCUACAGCGAUGGGUCGAGCAUUUCCGAGGCGUCCUCAACCGCCCCUCCGUCAUCUCCGACGCCGCCAUCGAUCGUUUGCCGCAAGUGGAGACCAACGUGGACCUCGACCUCCCGCCAUCUGUCCAGGAAACCAUCAGGGCCGUGCAGCGGCUCUCCAGCGGGAAAGCACCCGGAUCGGACGCAAUCCCUGCUGAGGUCUACAAGCACAGAUGUCCCCAACUGAUGGAUCACCUGACUGCGCUCUUCCAGGGGAUGUGGCGUCAAGGUGAAGUACCGCAAGAUUUCAAAGACGCAACCAUCGUGCAUCUAUACAAGCGAAAAGGGAACCACCAAGUCUGCGACAAUCACCGCGGCAUCUCCUUGCUGAACAUCGCCGGGAAGAUAUUCGCUCGCAUCCUUCUCAACCGCUUCCAUAACCAUCUGGAACAGGGCCUUCUGCCGGAAAGCCAAUGCGGCUUCUGUCGUCAUCGUGUGACCACGGAUACGAUCUUCGCCGCCCGUCAACAUCAGGAGAAGUGUCAGGAGAUGCGGACCCACCUGUACUCUACCUUCGUGGACCUGACGAAAGCCUUCGACACAGUGAAUCGUGAAGGACUGUGGAAGAUUAUGCAGAAAUUCGGCUGUCCGGAGCGAUUCACUCAGAUGGUGCGUCAGCUGCACGACGGUAUGAUGGCGCGAGUCAUGGACAGCGAGCUGUCUCAGAGGCAUUCGCAGUGACCAACAGAGUGAAACAGGGUUGUGUGCUGGCGCCCACCCUCUUCCGUCUUAUGUUCUCUGCCAUGCUGAUGGACACCUACCGCGACGAACGCCCCGGGAUCCGCAUCGCCUACAGGACGGACGGUCACCUCCUGAAGCAACGACGGAUGCACUUCCAAUCGCGCGUAACCACAACCACCGUUCACGAACUCCUCUUCGUCGACGAUUGCGCCCUGAACACCACCUAGGAAGAGGAGAUGCGACGGAGCAUGGACCUGUUCUCCGCCGUCUGCGAGAACUUGGGCUGGUUAUCAACACGCAGAAGACGGUGGUGAUGCAUCAGCCGCCACCCAAAACAGCCACGACUCCCAACGCGCCGCAAAUCAGCGUGAAUGGGACCCAACUGCAAGUGUGGAGAACUUCCCGUACCUGGGCAGUACUCUCGUCCGCAACACCAAGAUCGAUGACGAAGUCGCCAACAGGAUCUAGAAUGCCAAUCAAGCCUUCGACCGCCUCCAAAGCACAGUUUGGAAUCGUCAUGGUCUUCAACUGAGCAAGAAGCUAAAGAUGUACAAGGCCGUCAUCCUGCCGACGCUGCUGCACGGAGCGGAGACUUGGGCAGUGUACACAAAGCAGGUACGUCGACGGAACCACUUCCACCUCAGUUGUCUUCGUCGCAUCCUGAGGCUGAACUGGUAGGAUCGAAUUUCCGGCACUGAAUUGCUGGAACGGACGGGAAUCGUCAGCAUUUACACCUUGUUGAGACAAAUGCAGCUGUGUUGGAGCGGCCACGUGGUGCGCAUGGACGACGAGCGACUACUCAAACUACUCUUCUAAGGAGACGUCGCGACGGGUUCUCGCCGUCAAGGAGGUCAAAUUCGCCGAUACAAGGAUACUCUGAAGUCCGCCCUGAAGCGUCUGAAAAUCAACCGGACCGACUGGGAAGAGCUCGCACUCGACCGACCGACCUGGAGUAGAAUCGUGAAGACGGGGACUGCUAUCUACGAAGCCAACCUCGUCGCCGCCGCCAAAGUGAAACGCGAAGCACGCAAAUCACAAAUUCGCCCAGUACGCAACGCCGACACACAACCGCUUCCAACAUGCUCUCGAUGCCAACGGACAUUGCGGGCACGAAUUGGACUUGUUGAACAUCUUCGGAUCAACUGCAUUUCUCGGAUUGCACCAACCGUCGUCCAUCCACCCGACUCAUACUCGUCCUCACUGCCGCCAACUAACUCUGACAAUUCUUCUGAACCGCCAUUUCCAUCCUCCUCCUCCUCCUCCUCCUCCACUGCCCCAACGACGACCGCUCUGUCAGCUGUCCCUCACAUCAACACCACACACAUGCCUGACACAACAACAGACACCACUCAUCCAAACUCCGACUCCGGAGAUUAG
Messenger RNA from Spirometra erinaceieuropaei, 2661 nucleotides. NCBI's taxonomy places the organism in Eukaryota, Metazoa, Platyhelminthes, Cestoda, Diphyllobothriidea, Diphyllobothriidae. The record is from the annotation of a GenBank genome assembly.